Messenger RNA from Moneuplotes crassus, 1718 nucleotides. Lineage: Eukaryota; Ciliophora; Spirotrichea; Euplotida; Euplotidae. The record is from the annotation of a GenBank genome assembly.
CUCGACUAGAAAUGGAAGAACUAGAGAAGGAAAUGAGGCAGCAUGGAGACCUCACCAUUAAAUUACUUAAGCAAUAUCAGACUGUUCAGAAGCCUGAGUUUUUGAAUUCCCCUCUAGACCUAAAGAAGUUAAUCAAGGACCAUAUUCCUAAGAAUCUUAGUCUUUCACAAGAUGACUCACCAACUAAAUUACCUAAGAAAGGAACUCUCCCAGAGAAGGUCUUCAGGGCGGACAAGGAUGAGGACCUCUCUUCAGCCAGCGAGGUGUCUAUUUCAGCAGUCAAAAAGCCCAGGAAUAAGUCUGAGAAUAAAAUUGAUAAGGAAAAUCAAAAUUUAAAUCAAUAUCUUGAUAAAUCCUCCAAAGCACUUCAUGAUGAAAACAGGACUCAAGCUUUGAAGAUUAUGAAGUUAGAACAGAUCAUCAGUCAGCUCAAUAUUAGGGUGAGCAGGCUGAAGGACAGGAAUAAAUAUUUGGAGAGCAAGGAUUCGAAGACAAGACAAGCUAAGAAUUAUGAAGUUAGAACAUUUCAGAAAUAAUGUAGAGGCCAAGCUUAAAGAGAAAUAUGACAAUAUAAUGAAGGAAAAUUUGGUCAUUUUUGAAGAAGAGGUCAAGGAAAUUUAAGUCCCAGUUUUUCAAUAUGCGAAUGAGCACUAUUUCAAAGGACAAUAUGAUCAAGAAGUUGAUCAACAUUCUAGCCAAGCAAGAGAGGUAUAUGAUAGAGUACAAGAAUGCCAUUGUUCCCAAAUUGUCAUUUAACUCCCUUGCAGCUGCAUUAAGGAGAUCUAAACCAAUGUCACCGAAAGCUGGUGCAAAUAUCCCAAGGAUGAAUUCUCUAACUGCUAAUGAUACGCUUUCGGAUAGAGCUAACCUAGCAGCUUAUGGAAAUGCUAAAUUGCAACUAAGAGAGGAUUUCUCAGAUCAGAUCAUGAGAGAGGUAGAAGAGAGAUAUACCAAUAUGUACAAGUCUCAGGCAGCAGAAGACUUUGAGAAUGCGAUUAUUAAGAACUACAGAAAAGAAAAUAUUUUCUUGAAGCAUGAUAUUUCAACUCUUAAAGAUAUCAAUAAGAAUCAUCUCGUGGAGAUUGAUAAGCAAAUUGAUAUGAUAAAGGAAAUUAGAGAUCUAGCUGCCAUUGAAAAAGGAGAACUACUCAGAGACAUAAAUAAAGAAUAUGAUACCCAGUUACUUAAAAUUAAGACUAAAAUGACUGAAGAUGCUGAUAAAUACUCCAGGUACAAAUAAGUACACUAGUGCAGAGCUUAAACUUCUCAAGAACAUUAACGAGCGUCUCAAGAAUUAUAUCCAAGUACUCAAGAAGGAACUUGUCUAUGCCAAAACAGUUAUUAAAGAUCCCAAGAAAUUAAAGGACCUUUCCAAGUUGAUGAAUUAUGAACCCUAUGAAAUCAGGAAUAAGUUUGAUAAGGACCUUAAUAAGUUCAAUAUUAUGUCAAAAGCAACUCUUCAACCUGAAGUUAAAAGACGUCAGGUGUUCUCAAGAGCCAAUCCUAGGUCGAGAGGUCAUAGUGUCAAGCCUCAUACAAGAGAUGGGUUUAGGUUUAAGAAUAAGAAAUUUGUGUUUGAAGGGAACACGAUAUUAAGUGAUACAGAUAUCUCCUUAAAAAUGCUGGAGAGUAAGCCCAUGACUCCUCCUUCAAAUAUGAUCAGGAAUAUCAGGACUGUUUAUCAAAAUUUAGGAAAGAAAAGUGAUACGAAAGCCUAA